UCACUUUGUUUUGUGUGCCAGCUGAUCUGGCACACAAGGCGCUCCUCCAACAUCAGCAACUGAGCCGAAAGGACAACGGCAACAAUCUUUCAACUCAUAUGCUGUGAUCCACCGGCUGUAGAUUAAAAAAGUUACAGCAAUCAGUAGACACGGCAACAUGCAUUCUAAGAGGAAAUGCGGUCUGUAAUUCACUAGGCUGCGAAGACAGUGGACAGCCAAAUAUUGCGGUGCUGUUUUAUUUUAGACAUUCGCCCGACAGAAACAACUUCUGAAAAUGGUGGACACCGAGAGACUGUACAUUUGGCUUUAAGGCCUUGCAGUUGCGGUAAUCGGAAAUCAUUGAUCUUUUCGUAACCGGGAGGCGUUCGGCUUUGUCAUUUUUAGGUAGCUGUUUACUUGCUCUAGAUGCGAUAGGCGAAGCGGUGUAUUGCAAAUGGAGAUCGAAUAAUUAGGAGACUGUUAGACUCCCAACCAAUGCAAAGUUGCCAAGUCGUAGGCGGAUAUUACAGACAAUUGUAAAAUAGCCUAUUCCUAUUGGAAAGGGAAAAUGUGGUUGAAACUAUUUUUUUUGCUACUAUAUUUUUUGGUGUUGUUCGUUCUGGCUAGGUUUUUUGAGGCAAUUGUCUGGUAUGAAACGGGUAUCUUUGCCACUCAGCUGGUGGAUCCCGUAACACUCAGCUUCAAGAAGCUGAAAACGAUUCUAGAAUGCCGUGGUUUGGGAUACUCUGGACUUCCAGAGAAGAAGGAUGUCCGGGAGCUGGUCGAAAAAUCUGGCGACUUAAUGAAGGGAGAGCUGUAUUCCGCACUGAAGAAUGAGGAAGAGCAGGCAGAGGCCUCCUCCAGCACCACCUUCAGUGGCGAGAUGCACUUCUAUGAGCUGGUGGAGGAUACCAAGGAUGGUAUCUGGUUAGUUCAGGUGAUAGCCAAAGACAGACACCCUCUAGUGAGUAAAGCCAACUGGGGGAAGAUGGUCAAAAAGGUCUCUCAGUUUGGCAUUCGGACCGGCACUUUCAACUGCUCUAGCGACUCCAGGUACUGUCGGAAACGUGGCUGGCUGAAAUCGACACUUAUCAUGUCUGUACCCCAGACCAACACUUCCAAAGGAAGAGUUAUGCUUAAAGAGUAUAACGGUAGGCGCGUGGAGACAGAGCACAUCUUCAAGUGGAUGACUGCUCAUGUGGCGUCUCGGAUCAAGACCCUCUGCACGCCGCGUGAGCUGGAGCAGGAGUGGCAUGCCAGUGAGCAUCCAGUGAAGAUGUUCCUGUUUGCCGAGCUGGCCCAGCCACCAGCCUUCUUCUCUGCACUAAGCGUCAAGUUCACGGGGCGCAUUGAGUUCAUCUUUGUUGACACACGGGGCUGGGCCGCUGAGAGCCACCUGAAGGAGAUUGGGGUGUCCCAGGUACCAUCGUAUGUGCUGAAGACCCCUGAAGGUAUGUACCGAUAUGGGAACAGCACUGGGGAGUUCAUCUCCCUCCAUGCCAUGGACACCUUCCUGCGCUCGGUUCAGCCUGAGGUCAAUGACCUCUUUGUACUCAGCCUGGUCAUGGUCAACCUGAUGGCCUGGAUGGACCUGUUUAUCACGCAGGGUGCUACAGUCAAGCGCUUCGUAGUCCUCAUCAGCACCCUGGGGACCUACAACUCUCUACUAAUCAUCUCCUGGCUGCCUAUACUGGGCUUCCUGCAGCUGCCAUACCUGGACAGCUUCUAUGAGUACAGCCUGAAGCUGCUAAGGUAUGCUGACACCACAGCACUAGCCUCUUGGGUGAGGGCUGACUGGACCUUCUACUCCUCCCACCCGGCACUUUUCCUCGGUACCUACCUUGGGCAUGGCCUGCUCGUCGACUACUUUGAGAAAAAGAGACGGAGGAACAACAAUGAAGAUGAAAUUAAUGCCAACAACCUAGAGUGGCUGUCCAGCCUUUGGGACUGGUACACCAGCUACCUCAUCCACCCCAUCGCCUCCUUCCACAACUUCCCCAAUGAAUCUGACUGGGACGACGACCCAGACUUCCUCCUGGAGAGGCUGGCCUUCCCUGACCUCUGGCUCCACCCACUCAUCCCCACCGACUAUAUCAAGAGCCUUGCCACCUGGCGCUUCAGGCGCCAUGGCCACAGAAGGGCAGCUGGCAGUGGGGUGGAUGAGGAUGGCCUCUAUGAUGGUGGUGGCGAAUCAGAAGGCGAGUCCAGGAGUGAGCAGGAUGAAUCAUCUGACGACGAGCACGGUGGGGGUGAGGAAGUGUUGGCCUCAAGGUGCACGUGUGAGCAUGAAGGUUUGGGAAGUGGAACUGGUUCAGAGGGAGGCGAAGGGUAUGAAGCAUGCAACAUAAAUGGUAGCGGAGAGGGCCGGGAGGCAGAUUGGUGUUCCUGGCCAACUAGCAUGCUGCGGUGCACGGAGUGUGUUGUGUGCCUGGAGAACUUUGCGGACAGUUGCCUCGUUAUGGGGCUGCCGUGUGGUCACGUGUUCCACCAGCAGUGCAUUGUGAUCUGGCUGGCAGCCGGCCGGCACUGCUGUCCCGUGUGCCGAUGGCCAUCCUACAAGAAAAAACCUGACAGAUUGCAGGAACAGCGCCCAUAGAAGCAGGAUGGGGCGUGCCGCUGGAUCACUCUGGCCUGGGGAACAAUCCUGCUUCCUGCACUUAACUUAUCUUAAUACUUGAUGUGUCAAUGUUAGUCUUUAGAGCUAUGUUAAACUGUUUUUUUUUUUGUGGUUUGAACCUUAGUUUUACUUUAGGGUGGACAGAAGGGAAAAUAAUAUGGUAUACAACAGAAGCACUAAUGAUUAAAAACAUUUUUUACAUUUGGUUGCCUUGACUUUAAAGGACAUGAAAACAUUUGGCUGUAGCAGAAAAACGCUUAUGCGUUUAAACUAUAAUCUAAAGCUCAUUGAACUAGCUGAAGCUAAGUCACACUUAAAUAAGCUAUCGCUUGCUCUCGCAAGGGAGCAUUACGUAACCAGAAGUCUUAACUAAUAAAUCUACAGUUUUUUGCAUUUGAAAAUGUGGACAACGUUGAAUCCAGGUUACUGUCAUUUGGAAUUCUUUCAGUCCAGUCAUUUUCCUCAUUUUACUCACUUCAGUUCUGUGUUUGUUUCCUUCCUGUUAUGCAUCCAGAAGCACAAGAAAGAAGCAGGGGUCAGUGUAAGAAUAUAGAUUUCAAUCAUUACAAUUAAAAGGAGUGAACUGCAACUAAGAUCAGUGGCAGCGUUGGAGGUUUGCCUUCAGCUUGUACCGGUUCCUCCUUGCAACUUCACAGCUGAGAUGGGGAGAUUUAGUGCAGUGUGGUUGGGAAUAGGACUGCACUUAAGUGCUGUAAGAUCUCUGCACACACCUUUUCCUGGGCCGGGGCCGGAGCUCCGGUAAAUAAAAUAAGAUACAAAGGUGCCUCUAUUUAGCUGGGGGAGGAAGGCUGACAAUCUCCACCUACCGGACAUUGUCAGUAAGAAAUACCGAUAGCACCUGUUCCCCAAUUUCUCACCCCACAAUACUAAGCAUCUAGGAGGCUCCUUUGACUGUCUUCACAUGGCCAUCAUCAUUUUCGGAAGCCAUGCAAGAACUAAUAAAAUAUGCACAGGAUUAGAACAUGUACAUUAAAUUUAAGGACUAAGUGCAUUUUUUGUGGAUUGCAUAGUUCACUGUGUAAGGACCAUCACAGAGCAGUAAGGACAAGCUCACACCGUAACCCUGAAAAUUAGCACUGCUUGCUUGUAAUCUUCAUCUAUAUUCUUGUGUAUUUCAUUUCUGAAAAACCAAAGGACCAGGUGCAAUUCUCCAACACUAAGGGUGAAGGUAGCAGCUUCUGUUAAGCAGUGGUCAUGCUUGUGCUGUUUUAAUUUUUGGCAUGAGGGAGAUUGCUUUUGUUCUGUGACUUUCACACCUUAACUUGGCUUGUCUAAACAUUUUCUCCAGUUUUGUUGGUCCUCAUGUGGUAAUGCAGGACACUUUGCUUUUCUCUCUGUACAGGAUGCACGCUGGUCUGGUUUGUCCAGAUGCAUAAUGUGGUUUUAGUCCAAUCAGGAAAGCGUGUGUGAUCUUGCUCAACGUGGUGGCAAAUGCCACACUGGUUAGUGUCCGAAAUUGCUUACUUACCUACUAUUGAGUAUACAAGUUGUAUGCAACAUGUACACUCAAUUGUAUACAAGUAAGCUGUUUCAGACAUGGCCCUGGUCUAUCUUACCUGAGCCUGGAAAGGAUUCAAUGUCCCCAGUACUCUCUGCUUAUGAACAAAAGAGUCUGGACACUUGGCUUCAAGGCCUUGUAUUUGCACAUGACAUUGCAAUCUAUGACCGAAGUUUGAAACCUGAAGGUGGAUAUUUAUUGUGCAGAAAUCACUAUAGUUCAAUGAAUUUGCCCAAGACAAAUAUUAAUUGUAUGUUUAGGGUACUGAUUUGUAGGAAAGAGCCAAAUAGGUCUAGUAUUUAUAUGAAAUCAUAAUUGUAUUUACACCAGACCUAAUUUAAUUACAAAAUUCUUGAAAUGCCCUCUGUUGUACCUUUGUGAACAUGUGGAAAAUGUUACUUAUGAAUGUUCAAUAAAUUACAUCUAUAGCAA
Molecule: messenger RNA, 4547 nt
Organism: Anguilla rostrata (American eel)
Lineage: Eukaryota; Metazoa; Chordata; Actinopteri; Anguilliformes; Anguillidae
Gene: rnf103
Product: ring finger protein 103
Exons: 4
Coding region: 548-2575 (675 amino acids)
Biological process (GO): protein ubiquitination
Cellular component (GO): endoplasmic reticulum
Molecular function (GO): ubiquitin-protein transferase activity
Source: RefSeq, a predicted model, not a curated record